GCCAGUGACAGUGUCAAUCAAAAUUUUGUUGAAGUCAGAGAAAUACAACGACGAAGUGGAAGAAUUUCCUCCAGACGGCAAACUAAGAUUACAAAAUCAAUUGCAACGUUGACAAAAUUUCUAUACAAUGGCAGAGAAAAGAAAAACGAAGAAACGCAAAGAUGAGUUUGGCGAAUCAACGGAGUCAGAAAAGCCGACCAGCGAGGAAUACGCGGUGGCGAAGUGGUUAAAAUCCAAUGUGCCCACAAAAAAAACUAAAUUUCUCAAUCAUCACGUCGAAUAUUUUACAGGGACAAGAGCUGUGGACGCACUAUUGACAUCGAAAUGGGCGACGGGCAAGAAUCCGAUCUUCACGACACGUCACGAGGUCACCACCUACCUCCAUCAGAUGUUGCUGCACAAAUUAUUCCACAGAGCUAAGAAGGUACCCGUAAGCGAACAGGAACUCAAGGGCAAAUCGAAAAAGAAGGAUGAGAAAUCUAGCAAGGAUAAAGAAGACAAAGACGGGGAAAGGAGCCAAGCGAGUGCCUGCGAGGGCAAGGACACAAAAGAAAAGGAGAAAGAGAAGAAGAAACGCAAGAUUAGGCUAGAGAUGCAUCUGGACCAGUUGUUCUUGGACACGGCCGACGCAUACGUUUGGUUGUACAACCCCAUGCCGUGGUACUACUGGCUGUGCGGGGUACUGGUGGUUCUGGGGACCAUCUGCGUGUGUUUGUUCCCGCUGUGGCCAGCUACCUUCAGAAAAGGCGUAUACUACCUGAGCGUAGCGGCAGCCGCGUUCCUGGUCCUCAUCAUAGCCCUGGUCGUGUUGAGAUUGGUUGUGUUCUGUGUGCUGUGGAUCCUGACCUUGUCCAGACAUCAUCUGUGGCUGUUGCCCAAUCUUACUGAAGAUGUGGGCUUUUUCGCUUCUUUCUGGCCGCUAUACAAGUACGAAUACCGCGGUCCCGGAUCGGAAAGCGAGAAGUCUUCUAAAAACAAGAAAAAGCGUAAAAAAGAAAAGCAAUCCGACGACGAAGCUGAGGCUGCGCAGGAGUCGCAGGCUCCACACGAGCUGCAGGACGAGGCCAAAGAAGAGAGUCCACUCCUGCCGAGUUCAGAGAAGCAUUCAGAAUCAGAAUCGGAGAACAGCCAGCGCUCCACCGACAGGGACUUCGAAAUGGUCGAACCCGACAUGCUGGAGCCCGCCGACUAAGGUCAGUGACCUCACGCACUGGGGCCGUGUGAUUGUGAUUGGGAGAAAUUGUUGAGUUUGUACUAUAAUAUUUUGAAGGGUUUUAAUAUAUCCAUACAGCGUAAUAUACAUUGACAAGAUUGUAUUAGAUGGACAUUUUAAAAUGUAUGAAGUUGAGAAAAAGAUAUGAAUCUCAAAAUUAUUUAAUGACUCAGACUAAUGUAUUACAAAUUACAUUUUAUUAUCAUUUGUGAAAUGGAACACUACUGUCCAUCCGUCAUAAAAUUACAUAAAUUAUAUAUAUAUAAUCCAAAUUUAUGUAUCCAAAUUUAUAUUUAAGUUAGUUAAAUAAUCCGGCAACUACCCUAACUUAGCACAAUGUACUUGUAGAUUUGAUAUCUAUUUCUCAAUAUUUGUGCCGUUUUAAUUUAAAAUUGUAAUGUUUAAUUGAUUGUAUCGAUAUUAAGCUUUGUUUUUAAAAAAAAUAUAUUUUAAAAUAUCUAAGGUGCGUUGCGUCAGUCAACUUUGCAGAGAAACGCAAAGUAAAUACGCCAUUUUGUCUAAACAUUAACGGCGUGCGAUUAAAGUUAAAGCUGCCUAGUGCAACCCACCCUUAAUGUGAAUUUUUGUCUUACCCUUAAUGUAUAUUUUAGUAGAUAUUUUUCUUAUUUCAUUCUCCCUUUUUUAUAUUUUCUGAUUAAAAUAUAAUGAUUGCAUUUAUUGUCUAAAUUAUACGUCUUUAUUCUUCUUACUUUUGUAGUCGAAACCAAAAAUAUUGCUUUCUCGAAAGCAUUUAUAUAUAUGUGAUUUUUUUUAGAUAUUUAAUUCGCCAUAGACAAUGUCAUCCCAGUGCGUUCCAUAGACCAACAAUAAUCUGGAAAUAGUAAUAUUUUCCAAUGGGAAAAGUUGUUCGAAUAUUCCAAAAUUUGUUUGGUCAUUUACGGUACAGCGGUUUGGUUUUAGGUAAAUUACGGUUAGUGACUUGCUACUUGGUUGGAAAAACAGUUUUUUUUUUUAAUACAAUGCUUUGAUAUCAAAUAGAAGAUUUUAUAAAGGGCAAUUUGAUCUAAAAUUAAAAACUAAACGUUUUACCAAUCGUAUAGUGAGGAUGCAGUAAGCAAAUUAUGUAUAUACAUUACCUGUCUACAAAAAGGACAUAAUGAUAUUGACCUUCAUAAAAUACUUUUUAUAUAAGUGUAAUACAUGUCCUUUAGAAAGAAUUUUAGUUUGCACGCUGUAUGUAAAACAGGCAUCCAACCAAGACAAAUGAGGACCAACUUGAUUGAAUUCACCGCUAGAGGCGCUGGUGUAGAGAAAGGUCCAUCCAGGGCAAAUUUUAACUUUUUAGAGCCAUGCCCCACUGCUCAGUUGUGCAGCGUUGCGACGACGCAGGACGUUUUAGCUACGCUGUGCUCGGUGGUUUUGACACUGACGUGCGUUGACGGACGUCAAAAUGACGGAGUGCUACUGAGCAAUGGAGCAUGGCUCAGACUUGAAGCGUGAGCUAGAAAUGUGCGAGCUAAAACGGGACCUUAUUAUUAAGACUCCGCUGAAAAUUUCACAGAUGAUAUAUGUUGCCACUAUAACAACAAAAACUAAUAAAAUAAAUAUAUGAAGUGCUCCUACACAAUAAA
Molecule: messenger RNA, 2805 nt
Organism: Plodia interpunctella (Indianmeal moth)
Lineage: Eukaryota; Metazoa; Arthropoda; Insecta; Lepidoptera; Pyralidae
Gene: Trp1
Product: translocation protein SEC62-like
Exons: 8
Coding region: 128-1192 (354 amino acids)
Biological process (GO): post-translational protein targeting to membrane, translocation
Cellular component (GO): endoplasmic reticulum; endoplasmic reticulum membrane
Source: RefSeq, a predicted model, not a curated record